AUGGUGAACCAAGUGGUUGAGCUCUUCAAGUCUGGCCAACUCGAUGCCAUGACGGCGAUGCAAAUGUUGGGAGGCCUUCCGGGCCAGGGUUCAGGGCCUACUCAGCCUGCGUCUUCACCAGCCCCACCUUCUGAUGGGGAUGAAGCACAGCACAUGGCCAAGCUCAAAGCGCGUCUUCGCAGGUUGUGCGAAGAAAAGGACAUGUUCAUCCGGACCGUUGAGAAGACGCAUGGUAUCAAGGAUUCCAAGAAAUGUAAGAUUGAUGAGGGUUGGUAUUCUCGUGAUGAGAUGCUGAAGGACACGAACACUGCGGAGAUCAAUCCAGACCGGCGACACAUCACUGAGUUUGACAAUCGGCUGAAUGCUUCUGGGAAUCGUGGGAGGGAGACCUUCAAGAAGUUCAAUGACUCUGUCCUUCAGAAAACUGCCAAGAUCCGGCAGUUGGUCUCCGAUCUCAAACGCAACUACGACGACCCAUUGGCUGUCAAGUCGAUCGCCACGUUGGAGAAAGACCUGGAAACCUUGGACGGUGUCUAUGCGAAGUGCAGUCAGAUGUGGGCAGAAGGGGAACAAUCCGAGUGGACCCGAGAGUGCACGCAAGUGGCCCAGAAUGAGGCCAAAGUCCUGGUCCCACUGCCAAAGCCUUUGCGGCCAAUGUCGGAGAAGGAGCCGACUGCUCAGAAUGGCGAGGCAAGUUGCCGCUCACAGAUCAGAACUGCCAGAGCAGUGGCAGAAGAGCUUGGACCAGCGAAUUCAGUGUCUGGGGGAGUUGAUGCAUGGGCAAAGAUUUGCUUGAACAAUUCAGAAAGAGAUUGCUCCAAGGUCGUGUUGAAGCAACAGGGUAGGCUGAAUGUGCCAAUUUCUUACUUGCAAAUUCAUGGCCGGGAGCUUCCCUGGAUCUGCCCAAAAGAUUGGGUCCAAUACAUCAUCGAUAGGGGUCUUUGGCACCACUUAGCUGGGCUGGAUGAUGCACACCGCCACCAAGCUGGAGAGGUUUGGCGAUCUUUCUGGGACAAAAUUGAGGCUAUGCAUCCUGAGCUGGAGGUCUUCAAUGAAGAAUUCAAUUUAGACCGGGAGAACACAGCAGCGAUCUACGUCCACGGAGAUGAAGGCAGGUCCUUGAAAAAAUCGGCUGUGAUGGUGACAUCUGUACAGUCGUGCUUAGGCAUUGGUUUUAGCGACAAACUACGCGGCUGCAAGCGGACAGUUGAUGGAACGCUCAAACACGAGAUAAACUACAGAGGGCACACCUACACUACGCGGUUUGUCAGCUCCAUCAUCCCAAAGCGUAUUUACGAGUCAGAUCCCGAGUUCUAUCACAAAGUGAUGGAAUCUACUGUGGGCAGCCUGAUGGAGACACUGACUCGGAGCUAUCGAGCGUACUGCCGAAGUGCCCACCUGCAACCCAUUGUGACCAAGCUCACAACCACUCUGCUCAGCUUCACAGACCCCAAGGGUCCUGUAGGGGCAUGGCACAAGGGAGCUUUGACCUCUAACUUGCUCAAGUGGCUGGGCAAUUGGCUCGCAGACCUUCGACCGGCGCAUGGUGAUCUUUUGUAUCAUGCCCUGCAGGGAACAAAUCAGCUGAACAAGAUGUUCAGCUAUUUGUACCGAAGCCCCUUUUUUUUUGAGCAAGGAAGACUGUGA
Molecule: messenger RNA, 1647 nt
Organism: Durusdinium trenchii
Lineage: Eukaryota; Dinophyceae; Suessiales; Symbiodiniaceae
Source: the annotation of a GenBank genome assembly